AUGCCCCCAGAUGAUGACAACACUCGUUGCAAAAAUGUUAAAAGGAAUUACAAUGCAAAUGCCUCAAAUGAUAAACAUUCACAUGAAAAUUACCAAUUUGAUGAGCAUGGAGAAGAUAAUAAAUGUAAUUCUGAGUUAGAAAACAAAGCAAAAGGGAAAAAAAUUUUAUUAGAUAACGUCAUGUCGAUGGAUAGCAAAAAAUGGGAAAGAUUUGCACGAGAGGGGCAUUACAUAUCUAACAAGAACAAAAAUGAGCAUGUUCCUAAACAUUUACAAGAAAAUAAUUUCAAUAAUAUAAAUGAAACAAAUUCAAAGAGAAAUGUAAAAUUAGAGGAUGAAUAUUCGUUCAAAUGUAACAAGAAAAUGAAUGACCUACAUGUUGAAAAUUGCACAGAAGGAAGAAAAACAUACAGUAUGCUUAGAAAACUGAUAUGUGCGUACAAUUCAAAUAAAAACAAAAAAUCAACUCCGAAUGGUGAUAUUUUCCAGAACGAUGCAGAUCAAUCCAAUUUUUUUAUUUCAAAAUCGUGCCUGAACAAGUCAGGUGAAAUGGAAAAGAAAAAAAAAGACUCGAAUAUGAACCUAACUAAUAUAUUAAAUAAUAAUGACCGAAAUUGCAGCUAUUUUUUGAACUCUUCAGAAGACAAAAAUGCAAAGAUGGAAAAUGUACUGGAUUAUUCUCUCAAUAAAGUAGAAAAAUUUUUUCAAAUUCAGGAAAUACGAGAAAAAUGCAAACUUCACGACAUCAAAACAAGCAUUUUUUUAAAUGGUGCAUAUAACAGUGACAAAAAAGGUAUCUAUGAAAUCGAACAGAUAAACAAUGAUAUUCCCAACAAUGUGUCACAAAGGAAAAAUUUUUCUGAAAAAGAAAAUCGAAACAAGAGACAAGAAACACCUGACAAAUAUUUUACUCCUUCAAUAUCCAGUCUUGAAAGGAAAAGUGAAAAAUAUACAAACCAAGUAAAUGAAAAUUUACCCCAUACUAAUCAUACACAAAUUGAGAGAAAACAUUCAUUCUUCAUGAAAAAAAACAAAAACUGUACUCUGAAAAAAGAACUUGAAAACAUAUCACUCAGCAGCAGUGAGGAGGUAACAUAUGUGAAUAAAAAAGAUAGAGUGUGCAAUGAUGAUAGGAGCUCCACGGAGAAGAAGAAAGCUAAUGGGCAUUUACUGGAUGAUGUGAAGAGCCGAAAAAUUGGAAAAAAUGUAAGUAAAAGAGUAGAUGGCGAGACACACCCAGUUGAAAAUGAUGAGACAAAUUGUGUAGCAAAUGAUGAGGCAAAUUGUGUAACAAAUGAUGAGGCAAUCCUGGCUGCAAGUGAUGAGGCAGAUCCGGUUGCAAGGCGCGAUGGUAAAGGAAAAAGUAACACCAUGGGAGACAUUAACAAUUACUGUAUGUAUGCUAAUAACUUACAUGAUAUGAUUAACACAUUCGUACGAGUGCAUAACAAAAAAAUGUCAAAUCAUCUUAAUGUUCAUGUUAAUGGAGACUUGGCACAUAACGAAACAGAUUAUUCUUCUAAAACCCAUAGAAUAAACAAUAAUGCGAACACAGGUACAUAUUUUAUUCAUCAAGGAAGUACUAUUACUAACAGAAAGGAUAUUCUUCACAGUAUCAAAGAAGAACAAAAGCUUAUAGAAUCAAAGGACAAAGAAGAAAGGGAUUUCAAUGGUUCUAAAAAUUACUCAAAUAGUAGUCAAAAUGAUUGGCAAUUUUUGUGUACUUUUAAUAGACACAAAAGAAGAAGACAAAGAAGAAAAGGUGAAGAAAAUAACAUUCAAGAUGUUAUUUCAUUUCAAUCACAGCAUCAGAUUGACAAAAUUGGGAAUUAUUUUAGAAAUUCAUCUAUGGAUCUUACUACCACUUUGCAUAACACUAAUUGUGACGUAGAUCUUUAUGAAAACAACCCUAUUAGCACACCGAAUGGUUCCUCAGGUUGCCCAGAAAUAUACAAGUCGCUUCAUAAUCAGCAUCAAUGUGUAUAUGAUAAAUGGACAUAUUGUGAAUCCAAGUUGAGAUCAAAUGGUAAAAAUGAAAUUCAAAAACUAAAAGAAGAAAAAAAAAAAAAAAAAAAUGUUUUCAAUGCAGACGAAGCAUAUGGAAGGGAGGUACCUUUGCUGUAUGCCCAAAUCAGGAACCUAGAAAAUGGCAAUGCACUGAGCCGUUAUCUCAGAAACAGAAGCUCCAAAGAGGAAAAUGACACAAAUAGUGUUAAAUGUACUGGUUAUAUAAGCGGUUCCAAUUACACAGAUCAUGCAUUCGCUAUGAACGCAGCAGAAAACAGUAACAAGAAUAACGAAAUGGUCCAAAUGCAUGAAAUAAGUAAAACGGACAAGAUAGGCGAGAUGAAAGCGGAUGAAAAUACAGGAAAUAUAAAAAUCAGGCCGUGGGCGCUAUGCGAGGGAAGAGUAAACUCACGCAUUGUCCAUUAUAAUAGUUACUCUAACCUAAUAAAUGGUGAUUGUGAACAGAUGGAAGACAAGGACAAUUGGGGCUAUGAGUCUCGUGAAUCUUUUGGAAAAAACGAACAGUAUAAUAUCAAAAGUUGCCAAAUUUCUCAUAAAAAUAUCCCUGUUUUUCAUGGAAAAAGUGGACAUUACCCAAAUAGUACCACAUGCACAGAGGUAAAUUGCACGAAAGAAAAACCAAUUUUCAAUUAUCACACUGAAUGGUUAAGCUUUUUAAAAAAAUAUCAGACAAAAAUGAAUAAUGAAGAAAUUACCAACCUUAACAAUACUUGUAAGGAGAGUGUACUAAACAAUAAGAAUGAUUCUAUCUUUCAGGACAUGGAAAUUGAGUAUUCAAAUUUGAAUGAGAGUGAACAAAUUAGCUCAUCAACCUUUGCUCCCAUCCAUGGAAAGGAAAUACUUGGUAUUAAAGGGAAAAUAACUGAAGCUGAGAAUUAUUCGAUGAAUGCACGUACGCUUAGUUUGGAUUCAGGGAGAAAACGCAUCCAUUUGGUCCAAUUGAUCCAGUUGGCGAAAAACACAAACAGAGACAAAUUUGCUAACAGGUGGAUAGCAAAAAAGGUAAUGAAAAAUGAGAAGAAAAAUGAGAAGGAUCAAAAACUAAAUGAAUCCCUACCUUUGGGAAAUAAUGACAUGAUGAAACUUGAGAAGGAAAAACAAAAGAAUUCGAAAAAUGAUGAAUAUUGCUAUUUGAACUUGAAAGAUGAUUCCGCAAGUAGACAAAAAGAAAUUACCAACUUGGAGAAGAAAAGAAUAAUGAGUAGAGUCAGUAAUUUUCAACAAAUAAAUGAUGAAGAAAUGAAAAAAGAAGAAAAUAAAAUAUCUCACGAGGACUAUUUUUCUUUUUAUUCAAAUGAAGAUGUGAAAAAUUGGGAAUCUACUAAAGAUGAAAACAGUUACAUUAUACAUAACUCUGACACAAAAUUGGAAUACUCAAUCAGGGAUGGAACCGAAAUAUACAAUUUAUCAAUGUGGCUACCUGAGACAAAUUCUCUUGAAGGUAACUUCCAUUUUGGAGAUGCUCCAUCGUUGAAAGUUAAUGAACAAGAGUUGAAAAAAAUGAGGAAAGAAAAUGUAAACAACAAUUUAGAUAAUCAGAUAUCAUACGAGGUCAACUCAAAUGGUUAUAAUAACAAGCACAUGUUGAGAAAAUCUUCAUAUGAGAGAGGAAAAGUGAGUGAAAUUUCUGAUCACAAUAUUUACAACGAUCGUAAAGGAAGUAUCGAGAUAGCCAAUUCCAGAUGUAAUAUACUUCUCGAUAGUGUAAAAAGUAAGAAGUUUUUCACUUCUGAAUGGGAACAUACCUUAAAUAAACCCAAUAGAAGCAGUGUUGAUAAUGACCUGGGAAAAUUAUAUGGAAAUUCUUAUAAUCAACAAGAAACAAAUACAUCCAAUGAGGAGACCAAUAAUGGAAAUGCUAAUUUGUUGAGAGAAAAAACUGAUCCAUACUGUGCACUAACAAUAAAUAAUAACGAAAAGAAAAUAGACAGAUGUAGAGAACCCAAAUUAAAUUAUCUCAAAUGUUCAGGCGAACAUGGACAGGAUGAUCCAAAUUUUGAAAUUAAGAAUAAUGGAACGAGUUGGUGCAAUGAUUCAGAAAUUGGGAAUAGCGAAAAAGAAAUGUGUAUAUUGAUAAAUCAUCUACAUUCUAGAAGGAAAAAAAAAAACAUAUCCGAAGGGUGUAAGACAUAUCAUAUGUCGAAAGAAAGUUUCAACGAACUAGUAUGUAAAGAAAAUGAAAUAUUGUUAAAGAAUGGAGAUCUAAAGACGAGUAAUGGAAACAGUUCUAAUGCAAACGCAAACACAAACCCAUGUGCAAAUGGAGUUUCAAGAGCUGAGGGGGAUCUCCAAAGGAAACAAUUCCAUUUGGAAGGAAAAACAUCAAAUCAAGAUGAUCCCAAUUUUGACCUGAACAAUGACUACAGGUGGAAAUUAUACCAUGUAAAAUACCCACAAAAUAUAAACUUCAAAAAGGCCUUUUUUUUUAUCUUCAAAAAUAAAAUGCAUAUUUACGGUGCACGAAAAAACAAUUUUAUUAUUCCGGAUCGGGUAUUUAGAGUCCACAAAAAUGAAGUAGAAGAUAUACGUACGAAUGGCAUAAUUCCCAAGUUGUAUUCCAGAAUUUAUUUUGCAUUUGACUCACAUGAUCAUCAUGGAAGCGCAUGUAAAUUCUCCACCUGUACUGAAAACAAAGAGAAAAUGAACAUCCUAAGUUUGGGUCGAAGCAAUGAGGAGAGUGUCUGGAGGAGUAGUUGCAUUGGGAUCGAAAAGGACACAGGGAAACGAAGAACAGAUGAAAACAAAUGCUUCUACAUCUUUGGAGUCAAUGAAAAGAAAGAACUUGAUUUAUACAGGAUGUACAAGCUGAAGUUAUGUGGUUUCGAGUGGGAGGAGAUAAAAAUUACAUAUAACAGAUUACUAAAUGUAUCAAGGGAAGAUUUUUCACUUAUUCUACUUAAGGAUUGUUUAUAUAUGUUCGGAGGUGUCGUUUUUAGAGAUGGAAAAUGGGUAUGCUGCGAUGAAUUUUGGAUGUGUAACAUAAAGAAAAGAAAGUGGAAAAUAAUAACUGUGGGAAAAAUGAAGCAUAAAAAAAAAUGGGAUUCUUGUUACAACUUUGAAGAAUUGAAUUCGAUAAAAUAUUUUGUAAAUUUAACCAAAUCAUUGUCGAAGAAAACAGAAAUUCCAAAUCGACAUGCUCAAGGUAAUUCUCUUGAAGUGGACAACCAGAACAUGGCUGACACAUGUGGGAGUAAUAGUAAAGGCGGUUCUACACGCAAAAUGGAUGCACCAGAUGGGGGAAAACCUGAAGGGUGCAACUCGGAAGAGAAUGAAAAAGGGGAAGAAGAAGGAGAAGAAGUAGGAGAAGAAGAAGGAGAAGAAGUAGGAGAAGAAGAAGGAGAAGAAGUAGGAGAAGAAGAAGGAGAAGAAGUAGGAGAAGAAGAAGGAGAAGAAGAAGGAGAAGAAGUAGGAGAAGAAGUAGGAGAAGAAGAAGGAGAAGAAGAAGGAGAAGAAGUAGGAGAAGAAAAGGAAGAAGAAAAGGAAGAAGAAAACCGAGAAAAAAAAGAAGGGAAUCAGAAAACUUCAGUCUCUGUAGCACACUACAUAGAAAAAGAGCCAAGUAGUAGAGCAUGCCACCUAUGCAUUUUACAUCAUAACAGAAUAUAUAUUCAUGGAGGAACUAAUUUAACAGAAGAAAAAGAAGAUUUUUACUUUUUCGAUUUAGAGAAAAAAAAAUGGUUCGAGAUUGUGCAAGAUGGACAGAAUAAUCCAUCCAAGAGAUAUGGACAUUCAGGAUGUGUGAUCAAAAAUAGACUAUAUGUGUAUGGUGGGUUCACAAAGGUUCAUAACAAAAAUUACCUGAACAAUGAUAUUUUUGAAUACGAUUUUGAAAAAAAUAGAUGGAAGCAAAUAUUCACAAUUGAUGAUUUAAUUUAUUUAAAAACUAAGCUAAUGGAUAACCAAAAAUGUUAUAUCCAAUUUUUACAAUUACUUAUACUGAGAAGUUACUAUAAAAACGAAUUGUCAAAAAUUGGAAAAUUGCCUUUAUACGAAUGGAGGUUGGACACGAUAGAUUCUGCGGAAUGCAAGUGCAAGUACAAGUACAAGAGAUGUAUUUCGAGUACCCUUGUUUUGAGAGGAGACCAUGGCCAAUUUACAAAUAAUGAACUCCUUACCCAUGAUCAAGUUCCUCCAAAGGUAGAAAAAAGCAUAAAACACACAGGAUCAAAUGAAGAUGAAAAGACAAUCGUGGGAGGAAGGAUCAAUCGAAAAGGCAAGAAGAAUGACGAAAGGGAAAAUGGAGAAAUAAAAAUUGAAUGUCCACCUUACAUGAAGCUUGGAAAUGGUGGGAAAAAUAUCCUAAUGAGAAACGGUAACAUAAACAUUGUAGAAAAUAAAUGCACAGAAAUGUGGGGAACCACUAUGGGAGUUACAUCACGGGAAUGCACUAACCAUGACAAGAAGGAAAAGAUCUUGGGAAAUGAAAUAGAGAAGAAGCAGCAGAUGGGGCAGAAGAUGGAGGAGCAGACGGAUAACGAAAAGAGGGAUACUCAUAAUUAUUAUUGUAGAACCAAAAAUGAUAUAGAUAUAAAUAUACAUUCAAAUUUUUUACACAUGGAACAAACACAACAUUGCAGUGGUGCCAUUAUCUUACCAUACAAUAUCUUCAGAAAUAAAUGUCUCUAUUUUACUAACUGUUUAUAUCUAAUUGGAGGGUGCGGUUUCGAUACCAAGUGCACGAAAAAUGAAAACAAAAGUCUUCUACACUACGAUAAUAUUUUUAAAAUUAAAAUUGAUAAACCAUUUUAUGAUUUCUUUAAGCAUUAUCUGUUUCAUAUAGAUCAUUUUUUUUUUGAGUUUAUUGAACAUCAGAAGGAAGUUCUAUAUCAAUGGUUCAAACAUAAUGGAAAGAAAAGUGAGCCCAUUAUGAGACAGGUGCCUGAUAUGCCAGAUGGGAGUAAUGAGCCAUGGCAUCACUUGAAUCAGAAAAAAAAAACAACUGAGAAAGAGGCAGAAGAAGAGGAAAAGGAAAAUACGUUCCCUAAUGAAGCAGUCAUCCCUAAUGAAGUAGUCAUCCCUAAUGAAGUAGUCAUCCCUAAUGAAGUAGUCAUCCCUAGUGAAGUAGUCAUCCCUAAUGAAGUAGUCAUCCCUAGUGAAGUAGUCAUCCCUAAUGAAGUAGUCAUCCCUAAUGAAGUAGUCCUACCCAAUGGUGCAGACUUAGAUAUAAAAAAAAUGGGCAGAGAGUUGAACAAUUUGUGCAUGUGUAUUGCACCAGAGGAGUGGACUCAAGGGGGGAAUUUUCAGGAAGAGCUAAACUAUCACGUGGAUCAAAAGGAGGAGAAAUAUCGAACUAGAGAAAAAAAAGCAGUGCUCGAUGCAACUCCUAGUGCAAUUCACAGCGUAGCACAGGAAGUAGAUAAUGCAACCGACCAAACGACGGACAGCACCACGAAUGAAUCAAAAAAAAGAAAAAAUUUGGAAAGAAUGUUUUUACUCGGGCAAAAUAAAAAAAUGUUUCAACUUUUAAUUUUCCUGGUUGAUUUGUACCCGAGGUAUUCCCACCUGAGGUGUCCCAAGCACUCAGAAAAAGUGGCAACCAAUAGAUUGCAAAAGCAAAACGAUUUUGUGAAUCUUUUGCUGGAAAAGGGAUCAAAUGUAGAAGAGCUUAAUUUGAAUACCUUCUCACACGACUUGUGCAUAAAGAAUAGAAUGGAAGAAACAGAUGAAAACAAAUUUAUUGGUGGUUCACACAUGUGUGGUUCCAUUCCAAACGUUCCUUACAAGGAAAAUGUCUCUGAAGAUGGAAAAUUUUUAAAAUGUCGUAGAGAAAUACAAAUCCAUUCAAGAGAAAAAACAAAAAAUGAGGAAAAUCUUCCGUUCAUUUAUUUUAACAGCAGUAAGAGUAUCAAUGCAGAGGAUGCAUGUGGGAGUGCAAACCACAGCAAUGUGCAAAAUGGUAAAGCAAAAUGGCAUAUUUCCCAGAGUUACGGAAAAUACAAUGUGCUGGUUGAUCAAUAUAGGGCAGAAAAGGACAGCAAACAGGGCAGCGCAUCUCUGAAGAAUUUCCUCUAUGGGAACCACCACACAAUCAAUCCCCAUAAUUGCAAUGAGAAUUUUCAGGGCAACCAGAGCGAGAUAAAUGUGAAAACAAAUAUAUAUGAAAGUGAUCAUUAUCAAAUGCGACAAAAAGAGAAUCCAAUAUAUAAUCACCCAGAUGGGUAUUACAAAAGAAGUGACGAACAUGUGGUGGAUAAGAACAAUUUUUUUUUUAACAGAGGUAACAGAAGAGAUAACAAUUUGAAAGAAUAUAAUGAACAUAUAAAUUUAAAUGAGGAAAUAACCUACACAAACAGUUCUAUGAAAAAUACCCAUUUAUAUUUACACAAUGAAAAAAAGCACACACAAAAGGAUACAUGCAACAACGUUCACAAUAACUUUACAAGUUCCUAUUUUAGAACCCACAAUGAUGUAGUAGAUGACAGUGGGGAGAGAAAUAAAUUGUCAUUUGAUUCUUGUGAUCACUUGAAUUGCAGAGAAUACAUCCAAGUGUUCGAUAAAGAAAUAACAAAUGAUGGAUCUUUGGGAAGAAACGAAUUUUGCAAAUAUUUUGAAGGGUAUAAUUCUAUCAUUCCAAAACACCUAAACAAUAAUAAUAAUGUAUAUUUAAGUAUGGACAAGUCGAUUAUAUACAAUUAUCUUGAAAAUUUUGAUGACUUAAGUGAUGAGAAAUAUGCUAUGAAAAUGAAAAUAAGGAGAAACGAUAUCUACAAAUUAAUUUACACAUACACAAAAAGUGUUGAAAUUCAAAAUAACAUAUACUUUAAAAUGAUCGAAAAAUUGGAAUAUCAAGUUGGACAGUUAAUAAAGGAGGGCAAGAGCUUCAUAAAUACUAACAACAGGGAGAAUAGUGGUGAUAAUUGGAAGAGAGUAGACGAGGGGGACAAAUUCUUGAAUCCCCACUUUGCAAUCAAUGAAAACAAUUUUGAAUCGUUGAAAAAAGAAAAUUUAUAUUUAAAAAAAAAAAUACAAUAUUUUUGCGAUGUAACUAAUAUAUAUGCUAUUAAAAUAGAAAAGCUAAAUUUGUAUAUUCAAAUUCUGGAACAAAAACAUGAGUACUUAAUGAACUGUCUGUUGAAGUUAAAAUCUGGUUUGUUUAAUGAAAGGGUUGCUGAUAAUGCUUGCAAGAACUUCUCAUACUACUUGAAAAAAUUUUUCACUGAAGAUAACUUUUUUAUUCAUGAAAAAAAUGAUAAUUUAUUCAACAAUGGGGAUGAAAAAGACAGAAUUACCGAGAGUCAAAAUUUGGGGUUCAUGAAUUACGAAAGUUACUUCUGA
Molecule: messenger RNA, 9303 nt
Organism: Plasmodium gonderi
Lineage: Eukaryota; Apicomplexa; Aconoidasida; Haemosporida; Plasmodiidae
Exons: 1
Coding region: 1-9303 (3100 amino acids)
Molecular function (GO): protein binding
Source: RefSeq, a predicted model, not a curated record